GCGAAGGCGUGAACAAUUAUAUUUCUUGUUACCGGCUAAUUACGGAAUUCGCUGUCGUGCUAUUAAAUGAACUUAAAAAUGUGAAUCUUAUGAGAAACUUUGUUCGCACGAGUUAACAUCCUUUUUCUACUAUUGCACGUAUAAAUAAAAACAAAAAUAAUUGAAUAAAGUGCAUUCAGCUCUGCUACAAUUUCAGUCGAUUGAAAUAAUAGUUCCGAUUCAAAUCGUAAAUUGCAUUAUGUGUUGUGCGUUCGAAUAUUUCUGCAGAGUUAUCAUUCAAGCUUGUAUAAAAUGCGGAUGCAAAUGAAAAUCCUGUUCGACAAGGUUUCUAAUCGGUAGAAUAAACGCUGCGCGCAUAGCCAGAGUGUCCAGGAAGUGACCCGAGGACCCCACCGCACGUUCGAAUACAUUAAACUUCGUUUUCCUUUCCGAAUACGAGACCACAAAUACGUGUCUGCACAUACUUUUUUAUAUCAAAAUAUCGACAAAGAAAUGGACCGAACCUUCAUCGACGAAGAAACUGGUGAAAUUAUUAGCGUUCCAGCUUCCAGUUGCGAGGUGCAACAACUCGUUAGUUCGGUGAACAAUGCCGAAACAGGAGAACCAGAGAUCAAUGUGAUAGGAUUUGAAAUGACGAAAAAUCGAAAGAUUCGUUUUCAGAUUCCAAAAGAGGUGAAGGAAACUCUGCCGACCAAGGAUGGUUCUCUAAAGAAAAGCGAAAAUCUAAUGGAAUUAGAACCUGUCCCCGUUGGAGCAUCUUUUGGACAAUUGAAUCCAGUUUGUUUGGUUAUCCUUGUCUUAUGUUUUCGAUGGUUUCUGCCCGUGUUGAUGCUGUUCGAGGUAUCGUUGCACGUUUGGGCCCACCGUAAAAAUAAGGCGUUGAAAGAUGCCAGCGUCUACUUUCGUUCACCGUUUCACGCGAUAUCAUCCGAAUUUUGUGCCUUGUGCCAAAAUGAAACGUGCAUGGAUCGCGUCGGUAAAAUGCAACAGAUACGUAUGCACAAAUUUCUGCGACAAUGUAACUACAUGAAGAGGGUUGUAACGUGAAAAUCUUGCCAAUUGAAAAUGUGUGCAUUAUUUUUUUAUUCGAAGCACGAUGAAAAACACUUCGCAAAUGAAGCGGUAUAUAACUCCACCUUGAAGAGAACGUAUCGUAUUAAAUAUAUUUUAGUAUUAUAGAAGUGGCAAGUAGCAUUGCCUUUUCUAUUAAUUUAGAUUCUAUUGAACUACACUAAUCGAAUUUACUAACGUAAAUGGAAUCGAUCAUGAGUAGCAAUGGUGCAGGAAAAAUUUUGUUACCGGGGAUUUUUGCAUUACUAACAAUAAUGUAACAAUAUAAAUUUUAUAGUUGUUACGCAUAAAACUUACAAUAACGACGAAAGGAAAUUCUUUAUUGAAGUAUUUGUAUUAAAAUUUAUUCUAUAAACAUAACAAAAAUAAGUUACUUUAUUUUGAUACACGCGGUUAAAUGUUUUGCAUAUCAUAAGUUAUGUGAACUGUGGCACUUGUUAAAGUAAUUAAGUGUUGCACGAUUUUAAAUUUUUUAUGCUUUUUAAAAUAAAAUUAUUCAGUAAAUA
Megachile rotundata (alfalfa leafcutting bee) is the source of this 1577-nucleotide messenger RNA. RefSeq lists its product as uncharacterized. NCBI's taxonomy places the organism in Eukaryota, Metazoa, Arthropoda, Insecta, Hymenoptera, Megachilidae. The record is from RefSeq and is a predicted model, not a curated record.